AUGACCACUCCAACACUCCUGGAAUUAGAGAAGGAAUUACAUGCAUUGGGACCCACUUUGGAACCUUCUACCACACUCUGUAUUGAUAUUAUAAAAGAAGUUUGUGAAAGAUCAGCUCUUCGGAGACCUGAUUUGGUAUUGAGAUGUGGACAGGCCUUGUUGUUUGGCUCCAGGAAGAAAGAGGCUCUUUCACGAUUGGGAAAUUCAGUGUGGGAUUUUUAUGAAUAUUUAUUGCGGGCUGCUUUGGAUUUAAACCAUAAUGUUUUAGCAGGGAAAUGUCUAGAAAUUCUUCAAAACAAGUUUGGAGACACUCUCCGAGUGAAAAAGCUUGAAGCUCUCGCUUUGGAGGGUGCUGGAGAAUUCGAACAAGCUCUCGCUAUAUAUGAUGACUUGAUUGAAAUGCAUCCAACAGACGCCAUUUGCUACAAGAGAAAAGUUGCCAUUUACAAGUCACAAAAUUUACUUGCAGAAAGUGUUCAAGCAUUGAACAAAUAUUUACAAAUUUAUCAAAAUGAUUUGGAGGCUUAUGAAGAAUUGGCAGAUAUUUAUCUUACUCUUGGAGAUUACAAAAGUGCACUCUUUUGCAUUGAAGAAAUGAUUUUGAGUAGUCCAGAGAAUUAUAUUUUCCAUUUGAAAUAUGCAGACAUUCUCUACACUAUUGGAGAUUUUAGAAAUGCCAGGAAAUACUACUCUCAAUCCCUCAAUAUCAACAGUGAGAAUAAUACGAGAGCUCUCUUUGGUUUGUAUUUGACCUGUAAGGCUUUGGGAUCGGGUGAAAAGUUGAAUCGAGAACUCUCUGCACUCACCAAACAAAAACUGGUGCAACAAUAUGAAAAGAGUGGAAAUAAGGAAAUGGCCAAACUCUUGAAUAAUGCCUUGGAAUCUCUUGUAGAAUAA
This is a messenger RNA of Naegleria fowleri, 897 nucleotides long. RefSeq lists its product as uncharacterized. Gene Ontology annotation, biological process: protein folding in endoplasmic reticulum. Bases 1 to 897 code for a protein of 298 amino acids. The record is from RefSeq and is a predicted model, not a curated record. Lineage: Eukaryota; Heterolobosea; Eutetramitea; Acrasida; Naegleriidae. Gene Ontology annotation, molecular function: protein binding. Gene Ontology annotation, cellular component: EMC complex. The transcript is spliced from 2 exons.